Molecule: messenger RNA, 448 nt
Organism: Vespa velutina
Lineage: Eukaryota; Metazoa; Arthropoda; Insecta; Hymenoptera; Vespidae
Exons: 3
Coding region: 50-394 (114 amino acids)
Source: RefSeq, a predicted model, not a curated record
CCGCAAGACAAUUAGUAUCUUUAACAUAUAAGUCAAAUAACAUUAUAAAAUGAUAUUGACGAUUAUUCUAAUUUCUCUGUUAACAGUUAUAUUUAUUAAUAUUCUGUCGAAGUUAUAUAAAUUUUACGUUUUUCGUAAGACGAUUAAUAAAAUACCUGGUAAUGCAUCCUUCUUCGGUACUGUAAUCAAUUUCAACAGAUUAUCAAAAGACGAAUAUCAUAAAGCCGUGUGUCAAUACACAGUACGAUAUAAAGAAGGGAUUUGUAAAUUAUGGAUGGGAUAUGAAGCAGUAGUAUACAUUUACAAGCCUGAAUAUGUAGAGGUUCUAAGUGGCAUCACGACAGGAAAUUGUUUACCCCGGCAUUUCAUUUUACUAUGCUCGAUAAUUUCAUGAUAGUAAUAAUGGAAAAGUGCGAAAUUUUGAUGGAUCGUAUAGAGAAAGAAAUGG